This is a messenger RNA of Vespa mandarinia (Asian giant hornet), 1864 nucleotides long. RefSeq lists its product as uncharacterized. NCBI's taxonomy places the organism in Eukaryota, Metazoa, Arthropoda, Insecta, Hymenoptera, Vespidae. The record is from RefSeq and is a predicted model, not a curated record.
ACCUGUGCAUUUUAUUCAAGAUUCCCGAGCUGAGGGUUCAUGGACGCUUCAUUAGUCCCUGCUAUGACAGGUACAAAUGAAGCGCGGACUCUUUCCUAUAUUCUUUCACCUAUCGAUUCUUCACCUUUAUCACAUCCUUUAAAUAAUUUGGAAACCACUAGUGAAUCUAUUAACUUAGUACCAAAAUUAUCAAAUUUCAACUCAAAAGGCAUUGCUGUAUCAGUUUCAUAUAUGACAGAGAAUAAUGAAAGAAAGAAUAGUGAGAGCACCAUAAAAAAUUGUGAGAUUACUCAGAAAAAUACCAUAUCCUCUUCCACAUUUGCUUGUCAUUCUAUGUCAAUCGAUAUAGAAAAACAGAAAUCCCAGACAUCUAUCGUUACGCAAUCAGGUACGAGAUCGAACGAUGGUUAUUGUAUCAGUACUAAAAAAACUAAUAAUGUUCAGUGUUUUCGUUCUAUAUCAUCACCGCAGUUGACUAUUAAACCGCUAACACGUUCUAAGGUUUAUCGGAAAGCGUCACUAAAAUCUUCUACAAAUAAAUCAAGUUUACAGUCUGAUCUCUCUAACUUUACAAUAGACAACUUCAAUGCUGUUUCUAAUGUAAAAGCAAUGAAUACUGCUAAUAACAGCAAAUGUAUCUUAUCAAAAGCAAAUAAGUACAGAAAGACACCCGAACAAUAUCCCAUCCAAAGCGACACAUGCAGAAAGGCCAAGGAAAACGACAUCGGUAUUGCAAAUUCAAAAAACAAGUGGAAUAUCGAAGACGUUCAUAUAACAUGUAAUCCAUUAUCAACGCCGUAUCCAUAUUCGACGCCUUGUCAGAAGACAGCGAGUGGAACGGUAACAGAAUCGCAAGACGAGGAACCAAAGAGUCGUAGUUGUGGAAGUUUCUUACCAAUCCUCUCGUUAAUUCCUCAAACAGUUAUCGGCUUUCAGUAUUUGAGCCCAAAAAUGAAGUUCUCUUGGUGGCGUAACAAGAUAUCGUGAAGGCACGCUUAAACGACCGUUUGGCGCGAUGUCCGCUUGAAAGUAGCGCGGCAACGACGACUCGAUGCCGAUCGGUCGAAAUAGCAGUAUGACUACAAAAGAACCUCUUUUACCUCGUAGCGAGUUCCCUACUCUUUUUCAUCAAUUAGAGGAAUCCUGUUAACGUUACACUCGCACGUCAAAAUCUAUCGCCCUUAACCCGUUUAACAUGAUGAUAUAGGGUCAUAGAGGAAAGCGCAUGCAGCUAGAAAUUAACGAGCAUAAGUAGUUAUUUAAUUAUGCCGUAAAAAGAGAGAAAGAGAAUGAAAAAGAAGAAUAAACAAGAAAAGGAGGAGCAGAAAGUGAGUGAAUGCGAGAAAAAAUUUUGUGUGUUUGUUGUUUGUUUGCUUGUUUGCUGCGCGCGCGUGUUGUGUGUGUGUGAGAAAGAGAGAGAAAAAGAGAGAAAGAGAGAUUGUUCACGAUGCAUAUAUUUUCGGUUUUUUGCCGAUUAGAGUCUGUAUUUUGCAUGAUUGUGCUACGUUACGUUAACUACGAUGCUGGAUCCUCUAGUCCAUGAAGUAUUCUUUUUCUUAGACUGCAUUCACGUUAUAGGCAAUGAUCUCCAUUAUCUUUUUUACCAAGAAAAUAAUGCGAACAAAAUUUUUUCUCGUACAACGCGCAAUUAGCUUAUUUUGUGUUGUUCAUAAAAAAAAAAGAAAAAAGAAAAAAAAAGAAAAAAAAUUCCACAACGUACCGAGAGAGAAAGAAAAAGAUUUGUUGCAAUGAUCUUUAUGAAACUCUUUCCCUCCCUUUUCGUUGUGUUAAUCAAAAGUACGAAUAAUACCGUAAGUAGAAUCUUGGCAUAAUUUUUUUUUUCUUUCACAGACUCGCGUUGUAA